This is a messenger RNA of Aspergillus caelatus, 879 nucleotides long. RefSeq lists its product as uncharacterized. The coding region runs from base 1 to 879 and encodes 292 amino acids. The record is from RefSeq and is a predicted model, not a curated record. NCBI's taxonomy places the organism in Eukaryota, Fungi, Ascomycota, Eurotiomycetes, Eurotiales, Aspergillaceae. The transcript has a single exon.
AUGACACCACACCUGCCUGAUGAAGUCUUGGAACAUAUACUGUCCUUUACCGAACUUGUGGCUCCAUUUCAGCUGGAAUGGUGUCCUGAUCGGGGCUUGUCUCCCUUUGACUGCUGCAAGACAUGCAAUGAUUCCCUUGAAGGCUGCUGCUGCUCCUUCUACCAUGCAGCCUACGCAACUGGGUGUACCUGUUGGAGAUUGCCGCUUUCCAUUUUCCUAGUCAAUAAAAGGAUGAAUAGGAUUGCCACUUCAAUAUUUUACUCCAAAAACACUUUUUUCAUUGCUACUCUCCACCGCAGUUGUGUUAUCUGGUCCCUAGAAAAACCACUUUUGGUCCCGACUAUAACCACGGAAUUCUUUAACAGUCUUCCGUCUCAUGCAUUUCCACACCUCCGCUCUAUCACCGUAGGCUUCCUUGACUCUUGGCCCCAUUUUGCCCUCACCCCCCAAGCCAUGAUGGGCUGGAAACAAGGCAUUGAUAUAAUGACCAAAAAGCUUGACCUCCUGAAGCUUACACUAUCACUUGAGAUUGAAGUACCCAGAUAUCUAGGAGAUGGGUGGCUUCAGGCAUGUCAUUCAAUAGUACAUCCCUUAGUUCAUCUGGGCAGGAUCAAGGGGCUAUUUAUCUACCUCUCUGGUCUAGGAAAACGAUAUUAUGAGAACGAAGGAAAACAAUAUGAGACCACGCUAGAAAAGACUGUUCUUGGGGAUAAAUAUGAUGCCGUGCCACAGGAGAAAUAUGAUGCGAAGCUUCCGCUAUGGUAUGAUGGCUACAGCCGGGAAGGCCCGGUUUACCAAGCUGAUGGGCGGGAAUUCUGGGCUCCACCUGAGGAUGGCGACUCAGAUUAUUACUAUGACUAUUAUGGGAAUGCUCUAUAA